Messenger RNA from Sipha flava (yellow sugarcane aphid), 1755 nucleotides. RefSeq lists its product as uncharacterized. The transcript is spliced from 2 exons. The coding region runs from base 1 to 1755 and encodes 584 amino acids. Gene Ontology annotation, molecular function: DNA helicase activity. Lineage: Eukaryota; Metazoa; Arthropoda; Insecta; Hemiptera; Aphididae. Gene Ontology annotation, biological process: telomere maintenance; DNA repair. The record is from RefSeq and is a predicted model, not a curated record.
AUGGGUAGAUAUAUAAGCAGCAGCGAAGCUAUCUGGCGUAUUUUCAGUUUUCCAAUACACGAAAGAGAACCUUCUGUCCAGCAUCUUGCAGUACAUCUUGAAAACGGUCAACGAGUAUAUUUUACCGAAGAAAAUAUUCUCCAAAGAGCAUUUGAGACACCGAAAACGACACUAACUGAAUUCUUUACAUUAUGUCAAAAAUCUGAUGUAUUCGGCCAAUUUGCAAAAACAUUAUUAUAUACCGAUGUUCCACGCUAUUUUACAUGGAAUAAAAUAGGGAAAAAGUGGGAGCCCCGUAAGCAAGGAAAACCACAUCCAUCGAUCCCAGGCAUAUUUAAAGCUAAGACAUUGGGACGACUCUACACUGUACAUCCUAAACAACUGAACGAUCGAGUGUUCAAUACAUAUCAAGAUGCAUGUUGCGAGUUGCAACUACUGGAAGCAGAUAAUCAUUGGGACUUGACACUUGCUGAUGCAGCAUUGACAUCUACACCGAAUAAUAUUUGUCAACUAUUUGCAAUAAUUUUGACAACAUGUUUUCCAACACAAUCAUCGACUCUGUGGGAAAAAUAUAAAAAUUAUAUGACUGAAGAUAUACUGCAUCGAAUUAGACGAACAAAUCAAUGUCCAAAUUUAGAUUUCACACCAGAGAUGUAUAAAGAAGCAUUAGUGUUGAUCGAAGAUUUAUGUAUUUUAAUUUCAAAUUUGCCACUUAGUCAUUAUGGAAUGUCAUCACCUGAUCGCCCGGCUGCCGACUUAGUUAACACUGAUUUGCAACGAGAAAAACAGUACAAUGACGUUGACUUAGCUACAAUUAUUGUGAAUAAUAAGCCAUUACUGACAGCCGAACAAAAAAAUAUUUAUAAUCGGAUAAUGCUGACCGUUGAUGCUGACCAAGGUGGGUUUUUUUUCUUAGACGCACCAGGUGGAACAGGUAAAACAUUCUUAAUAUCAUUAAUUCUUGCAAAGACACGUUCCCAACAGAAAAUUGCUUUGGCAAUUGCAUCGUCAGGCAUUGCUGCAACUUUGUUAGAUGGUGGACGAACAGCACAUUCAGCAUUGAAGUUGCCAUUAGACAUUCAUAACAAACCAAACGCAAUGUGUAACAUUAAAAAAAAAAGCGGAAUGGCUACAGUGUUGCAAAAAAGUGCAAUAAUAAUUUGGGAUGAGUGUACUAUGACUCAUAAACAUUCACUUGAAGCAUUUCAUAGAACUAUGCAAGAUUUGAAAGGCAACCAUAAACUUUUCGGUGGUACUGUUUUACUACUGUCCGGUGAUUUCCGGCAGACUUUACCAGUUAUUCCUCACUCUACUUUUGCCGAUGAGAUCAACGCAUACUUAAAACAAUCGUUUUUAUGGACAAGUGUUGAGACACUUCGACUGACUAUGAAUAUGCGAGUACAAUUGCAAAAUGAUCCAACAGCACAAGUAUUUUCUAAACAAUUGCUGGAUAUUGGAAAUGGUGAAAUUGAGUUGCAUCAAAAUACACAAUACAUAAAAUUACCAGAUAUUUUCUGCACUGUUGUUGAAACGAGAAAUGAACUAAUUGAGAGUGUCUUUCCGGAUAUAUUGAAUUAUUAUUUAGAUCACAAUUGGCUCUGUAAUCGUGCUAUUUUGGCAGCAAGAAAUGUUGAUGUGAACGAAAUUAACUUCCAUAUACAACAGAUUUUGCCCGGUGAUUUGAUGUCUUUUAAAUCAAUCGACACAGUUAUUGAUGAAAACGAAAUCGUAAACUUUCCAACUGAAUUUUUUUAA